ACUAGAUUACCUUGAGAACAUGAAAUAAUGCUACAGCGCCAUCUGCUGUUCUUCAGAGUGAGCGCUGGUGUUGUUGCGCAUGCGCAGUGGUGCGUCAUGUGACGAGGCGGGUGUGGAGGAAUUCAGGAACUCUGAGGAAACUUCGCUUUAAGUCAGAAACUGAAGAAUUUGGUUUAUUAUUAUUCAUUUAAACACGUUUGAGAAACAGAAGACCGUGGAGCACCAUGAGUAAACAACCCCAGAGUGUAGAGCUAAGCGCUGCUGGCAAAUCAGCCAAAAUCGACACCAGCAAGAUGGAGGACAUGUCUGUGGAAGAAAUCACAAUGAGAGCCAACCAGGUGACCGAUGAGGUAUGAUACAUUUUCUUCUUUUACCUUUAAAAAAAAUGUUUAGAACUAAUCUUUUGUGCCAGCUUGUGGUAAUGUUUGGAAAUCGUUUUCUUUGUUGUACUCGUUUCUUUUCUUCUAGGUUCCUUUCUUUCCUGCACUGUCUCUCUCAACUAACUUUCCUUCAUUCUCCGCAUUUACAGUAAUUGUAAGCUGCUUUUCCACUGCAGGGCCGAAUGGUUCAGAGUAGGGCCACCAUUCGGGUGUUUUCCCACAGGGACCCUAAUGUUGCAAUGUUGAUGUUGAUGUUGACCGGUAGUAAUGCAGAAGGUGGUGCCUGUAGUGAUGCAGGAAAAGUCUGGCAGUGAUGUGGGACGGGGCCGGUAGUGAUAUGGGACAGGGCCGGUGUUGAUGCAGGACUAGACCGGUGGUACUGCAGGACGAGGCUGGUAGUGAGGUAGUGAUGCGGGACGGGGCCAGUGGUGAUGCGGGACGGGGCCAGUGGUGAUGCGGGAUGAGGCCAGUGUGGAUGCAGGACGGGGCCGGUGGGGAUGCAGGACGAGGCUGGUAGUGAGGUAGUGAUGCGGGACGGGGCUUGUGGUAAUGCGGGAUGCGACCGGUGGUGAUGUGGGACGGGGCCGAUGGUAAUGCAUGACGAGGCUGGUAGUGGGGUAGUGAUGCGGGCAGGGCCGGUGGUGAUGCAGGACCAGGCUGGUAGUGAGGUAGUGAUGCGGGCAGGGCCGGUGGUGAUGCAGGACCAGGCUGGUAGUGAGGUAGUGAUGCGGGCAGGGCCGGUGGUGAUGCAGGACCAGGCUGGUAGUGAGGUAGUGAUGCGGGCAGGGCCGGUGGUGAUGCAGGACCAGGCUGGUAGUGAGGUAGUGAUGCGGGCAGGGCCAGUGGUGAUGCAGGACCAGGCUGGUAGUGAGGUAGUGAUGCGGGCAGGUCCGGUGGUGAUGCAGGACGAGGCUAGUAGUGAGGUAGUGAUGCGGGCAGGGCCGGUGGUGAUGCAGGAACAGGCUAGUAGUGAGGUAGUGAUGCGGGCAGGGCCGGUGGUGAUGCAGGACGAGGCUAGUAGUGAGGUAGUGAUGCGGGCAGGGCCGGUGGUGAUGCAGGAACAGGCUAGUAGUGAGGUAGUGAUGCGGGCAGGUCCGGUGGUGAUGCAGGACGAGGCUAGUAGUGAGGUAGUGAUGCGGGCAGGGCCGGUGGUGAUGCAGGAACAGGCUGGUAGUGAGGUAGUGAUGCGGGCAGGGCCGGUGGUGAUGCAGGACCAGGCUGGUAGUGAGGUAGUGAUGCGGGCAGGGCCGGUGGUGAUGCAGGAACAGGCUGGUAGUGAGGUAGUGAUGCGGGCAGGGCCGGUGGUGAUGCAGGACGAGGCUAGUAGUGAGGUAGUGAUGCGGGCAGGGCCGGUGGUGAUGCAGGACGAGGCUAGUAGUGAGGUAGUGAUGCGGGCAGGGCCGGUGGUGAUGCAGGACAAGGCUGGUAGUGGGGUAGUGAUGCGGGCAGGGCCGGUGGUGAUGCAGGACGAGGCUGGUAGUGGGGUAGUGAUGCGGGACGGGGCCGGUGGUAAUGCGGGAUGAGGCCGGUGGUGAUGUGGGACGGGGCCGGUGUUCAUGCGGGACUAGACCGGUGGUAAUGCAGGACGAGGCUGGUAGUGAUGCGGGACAGCGCUGGUGGCGAUGCAGGAUUAGGAUGGAAUCAGAAACUGCACCAUGGCUAAUGGGUUCUCACUGGCCUAAGUAACCGAUUGGCUCUGUAGUGAAAAAGCAGCUGUAGUAACUGCAGUAGCGAAUGUGUGAUUCUGUAGUCAUCAGCACUAAUGACUGAUGCUUUUACAGUCCCAGUUCCAAAAAAACAGUUGGCACGCUGUGUAAAAAUGUAAUUAAAUAUACAUAAAAAAAAUGUAUGCAAAUGCAUUGCAAAUGUCAUAUCCCUACAUUUUAUUCACAAUAGAACAUAUAUCAGAUAUUGAAAGCAGGGCUGCAUUAAAACAAACAUUUAUCAAAACAAAAAAAAAUUGGCUGCAUACCAAAUGCAUUCUUUUAGCAGGUUUUUAUUUGUCAUUUUUUCAACACUGCAUACAUUAUAUAGCCUAGAUGUUUUUUGUCUUGAUCACAGAACAUUUUAUUAUGCUAGCAAACAGGAUAUGUUUUGUUU
Molecule: messenger RNA, 2480 nt
Organism: Astyanax mexicanus (Mexican tetra)
Lineage: Eukaryota; Metazoa; Chordata; Actinopteri; Characiformes; Acestrorhamphidae
Product: synaptosomal-associated protein 23
Exons: 4
Coding region: 968-1903 (311 amino acids)
Biological process (GO): synaptic vesicle priming; exocytosis; synaptic vesicle fusion to presynaptic active zone membrane
Cellular component (GO): plasma membrane; SNARE complex
Molecular function (GO): syntaxin binding; SNAP receptor activity
Source: RefSeq, a predicted model, not a curated record